AUGAAGACCUCCGUACUCUUCGCUGCGGCCUUGACUGCUGCCCACUGGGCGUCGGCAACCUACUCCUCGAGCUGCCGGUGUCUUCCAGGAGAUUCCUGCUGGCCUUCCAAGAGUGCCUGGGCUCAGCUGAACUCGACCGUCGGUGGCAGACUGGUCGCCACUGAGCCCAUUGGUUCGCCCUGCCAUGAUCCCACAUACGACGCGGAGGCUUGUGCGGAGCUGCAGGCGCAGUGGGAGAACCCCUUGACCCACAUCCCGUCCUCGUCUUCAAUCAUGCAGACGUAUUUUGCCAACCAGAGCUGCGAUCCGUUUACAGAUAGAACUGUACCUUGCAAGCUCGGCAACUAUGUCAGCUAUGCCGUUGACGUCAGGAAGACUGCGGAUAUCGCUGCUGCACUGAGGUUUGCAAAGUCCAAGAACGUCCGGGUAGUCAUCCGCAACACGGGCCACGAUUUCCUUGGCCGAUCCACUGGUGCAGGUGCCCUCGCCAUCUGGACCCAGUCCCUCAAGACCAUCGAGUUCAGCGAAUGGUCUGACGACUACUACAACGGCCCAGCCGUGACAGUUGGCGCCGGUGUAGUAGGCUACGAGGUCCUCGAGGCCGCCCACGCAAAGGGCUUCACCGUCGUCAACGGCGAGUGCGCAACCGUCGGUCUUGCAGGUGGCUUCACCCAGGGAGGUGGCCACUCCGCACUGAGCACACAAUUCGGUCUCGGAGCCGAUCAGACCCUCUCCUUCACCGUCGUCACUGCUGAUGGACGUACGGUCGUCGCGUCUCCUACCCAGAACGCUGAUCUCUACUGGGCUCUGAGCGGCGGCGGCGGCGGAACCUUCGGGGUCGUCGUCAGCAUGACGGUCAAGGUGUACAAGUCGCAGAAUGUUGGUGGCGCGGCGUUCCAGCUCCUUGCGCCUACGACCACGCCUGAGAAGUUCCAGGCUGUCGUGGCCAAGUUCUACGAGCUGCUUCCUGCCAUGACGGAUAAGGGAGCCAUGGUUGUGUUCUACAAUAACCAGCAGAUGCUCGUUGUUAAGCCCUUGACUGUGUGGAACUCUACCGCGGCGUACGUGCGCGACGUUGUCCUCGCGCCCUUCACCGCAGUCGUCAAGGAGAUUGGUAUCGCCCUGCCAAUUGCCUACAGUGAGCUCGCCUAUCGUGACCACUACGACCGCUACAUGGGGCCCCUGCCCCAGGGAGGCGUCGAAGUCGCUCGGUACCAGUUCGGUGGCCGUCUCAUCCCCCGUUCCGUCAUCGAGAACAACAAUGAGGGCUUGCAAGAGGUCAUCAACAAGCUCACCUCCAACGGCGUUCUCGCCGUCGGUAGCGUCGCCAAGUACCAAAAGUCCAAGGGUUCGCCAGCCAACUCGGUGCACCCCGCCUGGAGAGACGCCGUCAUGCAGCUCCAGCUUAUCACCGACUGGGACAACAAUGCACUGUGGUCUGAUAUGGAAGCUGCCCAGAAGCGCAUGACGGAGGAGUUUAUGCCUCUGAUUGAGGCUGUGACUCCUGGUAGCGGAUCGUAUAUGAAUGAGGCUGAUUUCAGACAGCCGAAUUGGCAGAAGACCUUCUUUGGUGCCAACUAUGCCAAGCUCUUGAGCAUCAAGAGGAAGUGGGAUCCAACUUCGCUGUUUUAUGUGCUCAAGGGCGUUGGCAGCGAGGCAUGGACUGUUGCUGAGAAUGGGAGGAUGUGCCGAGCGUAG
This is a messenger RNA of Fusarium falciforme, 1698 nucleotides long. Its product is annotated as FAD-binding PCMH-type domain-containing protein. Bases 1 to 1698 code for a protein of 565 amino acids. Gene Ontology annotation, molecular function: FAD binding; oxidoreductase activity. NCBI's taxonomy places the organism in Eukaryota, Fungi, Ascomycota, Sordariomycetes, Hypocreales, Nectriaceae. The record is from RefSeq and is a predicted model, not a curated record. The transcript is spliced from 3 exons.